AUGGACGGACACAACGAUGGGAUGUUCAUCGACCGAGCGGAGGAUGCUCGCAAACAGGAAAUCACCGAACAAUACCUCAACUUUCUGGAUAAUCAAUCCGAUACUCACCAUUAUCGACAGAAGAUUGUAAAAAUGAUGAACGACGGGGAGAGUCGUUUGGUGAUGAAUCUCGAUGAGAUUCGCGAGUCGAUGCCAGAAAGAGCUGAAGGACUUCUCACUCAAAGUGUUCUCGAGAUGAAUUGCCUUCAAGCCGCUCUCGAAAUGGCUAUCAAUCGUAGUGACGUUCAAGCUAUCGUCAAAACAGGAUUCCACGUUGGAUUCGAAGGAACAUUCGGCGAGCGCCACGUCAAUCCCCGCACCCUGAAGUCUACAUACCUUGGAAACCUCGUGUGUUGCGAGGGAAUCGUCACAAAAUGCUCAUCUGUCCGACAAAAACUUCUCACCUCUGUUCAUUACUGUCCAGCUACCAAUAAGGUUCUCGAGAAGAAAUUCGCUGACUUCACAAUGCUCGACACAAUCGUCACUAACAAUGCCUAUCCAACAGAAGACGAGAACAAGAAUCCUUUGGAGACCGAGUUCGGACACUCUGUUUACAAGGAUCAUCAGACAUUCACUAUUCAGGAACUUCCAGAAUCAGCGCCUGCUGGUCAGCUGCCACGCGCAGUUGAUUGUGUCGCUGAUCUCGAUUUGGCGGAUCGUGUGAAGCCUGGAGAUCGUGUCCGUAUCAUCGGAGUGUUCCGUGUUUUGCCGAAUAAGCAGAAUGGUGUCUCUUCCGGAUCUUUCCGUUCUAUCAUCAUUCUCAACCACAUUCAAAUGCUUUCAAAGGAAAUUGUUCCCCAUUUCGAACCACAAGAAGUCAAGGAUAUUCGUAAAAUAUCAAAGUCUCGUGAACCAUUCGAGCUUCUCGCUCGAUCCCUUGCUCCAUCGAUUUGCGGCCACGAGGAGACGAAGAAAGCUUUGUUGUGCUUACUUCUCGGUGGAAUGGAAAAGAUUCUCAACAACGGAUCUCGUCUAAGAGGAGACAUCAACGUUCUUCUCAUCGGUGACCCAUCAGUAGCCAAAUCGCAACUCCUACGUUAUGUUCUUCGUAUGGCGCCGAGAGCUAUCACCACUACAGGACGUGGAUCAUCUGGAGUCGGUCUCACUGCCGCUGUCACAACGGAUCCAGAUUCUGGAGAGCGUCGUCUUGAAGCCGGAGCCAUGGUUCUCGCGGAUCGAGGAGUUGUCUGUAUCGACGAGUUCGAUAAGAUGUCGGAUAUCGAUAGAACUGCAAUCCACGAAGUCAUGGAACAAGGACGUGUCACUAUCUCAAAGGCUGGAAUUCAUGCGAAACUCAACGCUCGUUGCUCAGUAUUAGCCGCUGCUAACCCGGUCUACGGACGGUAUAAUCCAUUCAAAUCGCCUAUGGAGAAUAUUGGAAUGCAAGAUUCUCUGUUGUCUCGUUUCGACCUUAUCUUUGUGCUUCUUGAUGAACACGAUGCUGACCAGGACGCGGUUGUUGCAGGACACGUUCUCAAGCUUCAUACCUUCAGAGCACAAGGAGAAGCUGAUGGAACUGUUAUGCCGAUGGGUGGAGGUGUCGAGACGAUCAGUACUAUCAAUAUGGAGACAAAGAAGGCCAGUAGCUCGAUUUAUGAAGAGAACACUCAAUGGACAGGUGAUCAAAACUCGAAAAUCCUAACAAUGGACUUCAUGAGAAAGUACAUCCAUCUCGCGAAAGGUGUCAAACCAACACUCACCGACGAGGCCACUGCAUUCAUUUCGGAAGUGUACGCCGACAUUCGCUCCUAUGACAUCGCGAAGACCGAUCAGGAGAGAACUAUGCCUGUCACCGCUCGUCAGUUAGAAACUUUGAUUCGUUUGUCAACGGCUAUCGCCAAAGUUCGAUUCUCAAAGACAGUUAGUAAAGAGGACGCGAAGAAGGCUUACGAUCUUCUCCACUUCGCUUGCUUCAAGGAGAAACCAAAGGCUCGUCAAGAGUACGAGAAGAAUAAGCGAGGACCACGACACCAUGAUAUUGAUGAUGAGGAGAACGAGCCAUCUGACGAGGAGCCGGAAGACAUGACAGACGAGCCGGGAUCUAGCUCGGUGCCAACCGCCGCCACUCCAAGACGUGGUGUUAGAAGACGUGCUGCUGAUGAUGAUAGUCAGUCAUCAAUGAAUGAUACCACUGUCACUGAGAGCCAACCGACAGCGAAGAGAGCUCGUACCGGACCAGCCGCAAUUGGUGUUGAUCGCUAUAAGGAUUUGAGAAAAUACGUGCGAAAGGCGUUCGACGAUAUUGGACAGACUGAUGAUAUGGUUGAUCUUCAAGUUAUUACUGACAGCAUUCAAGCACAAGCUGGUAACAACAAGUUUACUGAGGACGAACUGCAGGCAGGAUACGAACAACUCGAGAAUGACAACGCCGCAAUGAUUGCUGAUGACAAGAUCACUCUCAUCUAA
Messenger RNA from Caenorhabditis remanei, 2445 nucleotides. RefSeq lists its product as uncharacterized. Gene Ontology annotation, cellular component: nucleus; MCM complex. The transcript is spliced from 5 exons. Bases 1 to 2445 code for a protein of 814 amino acids. Gene Ontology annotation, biological process: mitotic DNA replication initiation; double-strand break repair via break-induced replication; DNA strand elongation involved in DNA replication. Gene Ontology annotation, molecular function: single-stranded DNA binding; single-stranded DNA helicase activity; ATP binding. Lineage: Eukaryota; Metazoa; Nematoda; Chromadorea; Rhabditida; Rhabditidae. The record is from RefSeq and is a predicted model, not a curated record.